AUGAAUUCAUUACAUCGUUUUGUAAAUAAACCUUAUCUGUUAAAUAAUAUAUUUUCUAAAAAAUUUUCAAAUAAUGUUUUGAAAACUCGUCUGUCUUAUAAUUCUCAAUUUAAAACUUCAAUUCAAAAAAAGAAUUAUUCUAAUAAUUUAAAAGUACAUACUAGAAUUGAAGAAGAACUUCAUGAAAAAGCUCAUAUUGAUUAUGAUCGUGUAGCUAUUAAAUGGAAUCCUUCAAUCGCUAAAUUGUAUGAAGAUGCUUUAAAAUAUGAGGAUGGAUCCGCUAUCUCUUCAUCUGGUGCUUUGGUAACCGCUUCUGGUAUUAAAACUGGUCGUUCUCCAAAGGAUAAACGUAUCGUUGAAGAACCUGGUUCUUCCGAGGAUAUUUGGUGGGGUCCUGUCAAUACGAAAUUACCCGAGAAUGUUUUCCUCAUUAAUCGUGAACGUGCUGUAGAUUAUUUAAAUACUCGCAAAAGGAUCUACGUCUUUGAUGGUUUUGCGGGGUGGGAUCCAAAAUAUAGAAUUAAAGUUCGUGUGGUCUCCGCACGUGCUUAUCACGCAUUGUUCAUGCGAAAUAUGUUGAUUCGUCCUACAACUCAGGAACUUGAAACCUACGGUUCUCCCGAUUUUACCAUUUAUAAUGCCGGUGCUUUUCCCGCAAAUCGGUACACCACUGGUAUGACUUCUACAACUUCUGUUGCUCUUAAUUUUCAUGCAAACGAAAUGGUUAUCUUGGGUACAGAAUACGCUGGUCAUGGAGGAGACGUGUCUCUUUUCUUUGGUUUAUCUGGUACUGGCAAGACUACACUUUCUGCUGAUCCAAAACGUCUUUUGAUUGGUGAUGAUGAACAUUGUUGGUCAGAUGAUGGCAUCUUUAACAUUGAAGGAGGUUGCUACGCAAAAUGUAUUGGUCUAUCUCCUGAAAAAGAACCAGAAAUUUAUAACGCUAUCCGUUUUGGUUCUGUCCUAGAAAAUGUCGUUUAUGAUCGUCACACUCGUAUAGUAAAUUAUGAUGAUAGUUCAUUAACGGAAAAUACUCGUUGUGCUUAUCCGAUUGAAUAUAUUCCAAAUGCCAAAUUACCUUGUAUUUCAUCUGGUCAUCCAAAAAAUAUUAUUCUUUUAACAUGUGAUGCAUAUGGUGUUCUUCCACCGGUUUCAAAAUUAUCACCAGCUCAAGCUAUGUAUCACUUUAUCUCUGGAUAUACUGCCAAGAUUGCUGGAACUGAAGAAGGUGUCACUCAACCGGAGGCUACAUUCUCUGCUUGUUUUGGUCAACCUUUCCUUGUACUUCAUCCAGCACGUUAUGCAACGAUGUUGGCUGAAAAAAUGAAACAACAUUCAGCUGAUGCUUGGUUAAUUAAUACUGGAUGGAAUGGUGGUGCUUAUGGAGUUGGUGAACGUAUUAAACUUAAAUACUCUCGUGCCAUCCUUGAUGCUAUUCAUUCCGGUGAACUCUCUAAGGCUGAAUAUGAAUCCUAUGAUGUAUUUAAUUUACAAAUUCCAAAAUUAUGUACGGGAGUUCCAUCUGAAUUAUUAAAUCCUUCAAGAACUUGGAAAGGUAGUGAAGAUGAAUUUAAGAAAACUCGAAAUUCAUUAGCCGAGAUGUUUACUAAAAACUUUAAGAAUUACGAAGAUCAAGCUACACAAGAAAUUCUUUCGGCUGGACCCGUCCUCUCGUAG
Molecule: messenger RNA, 1677 nt
Organism: Dentiscutata erythropus
Lineage: Eukaryota; Fungi; Glomeromycota; Glomeromycetes; Diversisporales; Gigasporaceae
Source: the annotation of a GenBank genome assembly